AUGACUGACAAAUCCCAAUUCGAACCUGGGCAUCAAAUUCCUGUGCACCACCAGGAUCAGCCAGGCUGGCAGCACAAGAUUCCCGACCCUAAGCCAAUCUCGGACAUGCUCCCAACAGACGAAGGCGGGUAUCAAUUAUACAAGGCUGCCGGGAAACUGAAGGGCAAACGUGCCGUAAUCACAGGCGGAGACUCAGGCAUUGGCAGAGCCAUUGCCGUCCUCUACGCAAUGGAAGGAGCCUCGAGCCUCAUAGUCUAUCUCGAUUCCGAAGAGAAAGAUGCACAGGAUACAAAACAACAUGUUGAGAAAUAUGGUGCCAAAUGUUUCCUCUUCCCUACGGAUCUUCGCAAGAAAGAGAAUUGCAAGGCAGUCAUUGAUAAGGCGGUUGAGCAGCUUGGUGGUAUAGAUAUUUUGGUCAACAAUGCAGCUUUCCAGAAUAUGCUCCCAGACAUCAAGGAUCUUUCAGAAGAGCAAUGGUUGAAAACUUUCGAUACCAACAUUCAUCCUUACUUUUAUCUGGCCAAAUAUGCAUUGCCGCAUCUCAAACGCGGUUCAACCAUUAUCAAUUGUUCUUCUGUGAACCCUUAUAUUGGAAGAGGAGACUUGCUUGACUAUACCUCUUCCAAGGGUGCCAUUGUAGCCUUCACCAGAGCAUUGUCCAACCAGCAAAUCAGCAAAGGAAUUCGAGUCAACGCCGUCUGUCCCGGACCGAUUUGGACGCCUUUGAUCCCAUCAACAAUGACAACGGAAGCAAUGGAACAGUUCAGCGGUGUCCCUAUGGGUCGUCCAGGGCAGCCCAGCGAGGUGGCCACCUGCUUCGUGUUCCUGGCAAGUGCUGAUAGCAGUUAUAUGUCUGGACAGUCCUUGCACCCCAAUGGAGGUGUGGUUGUUGGUAGCUAG
This is a messenger RNA of Talaromyces amestolkiae, 900 nucleotides long. RefSeq lists its product as uncharacterized. Lineage: Eukaryota; Fungi; Ascomycota; Eurotiomycetes; Eurotiales; Trichocomaceae. The record is from RefSeq and is a predicted model, not a curated record. The transcript has 4 exons. Bases 1 to 900 code for a protein of 299 amino acids. Gene Ontology annotation, molecular function: oxidoreductase activity.